This is a messenger RNA of Exophiala xenobiotica, 807 nucleotides long. RefSeq names its product ribosomal protein L13. Gene Ontology annotation, cellular component: mitochondrial large ribosomal subunit; ribosome. Bases 113 to 616 code for a protein of 167 amino acids. Gene Ontology annotation, molecular function: mRNA binding; structural constituent of ribosome. The record is from RefSeq and is a predicted model, not a curated record. The transcript has 2 exons. Gene Ontology annotation, biological process: translation; negative regulation of translation. Lineage: Eukaryota; Fungi; Ascomycota; Eurotiomycetes; Chaetothyriales; Herpotrichiellaceae.
AUUAUCAACCCGCACAGCCAACCUUACGGACGAGAGGUGUGCUCUCUAGACGCCUACGCAAGACAAGAGAAAGCUAGAGGGGAUUUCCAUGCAAAGAUAGCACUGAUCUGCCAUGUCUCAAACGUUAGGCAAGACUCGUCUUGCCUACUCCCGGACAUGGCAUUAUAUCGAUGUCGGAAGUGACACACGCUCCCUAGGUCGAGUCGCAACCUCAAUAGCGACGUUCCUGAUGGGCAAGCACAAGCCGAUAUGGGAUCCGUCAACAGACUGCGGCGACUAUGUGGUCGCAAUCGGGUGCCACGAUUUGCACGUCACCGGCAAGAAAAGAGAACAGAAACAGUACUACACACACAACACACGGCCAGGUAGUCUGAAACAGAUGAGCAUGGAGCGGAUGAUUCAGAAAUGGGGAGGUGGAGAAGUGCUGAAGAAGGCGGUCCGAGGUAUGCUACCGAAGAACAGACUUAGGGAUAAGAGGUUGGCACGAUUAAAGGUCUUCGAGGGUACGGCGCAUCCCUACAAGCAGAACAUCGUCAGGUUUGCCGGGAAACCGCAUAUACCAGGUAAAGUCAUGGAGGCAAUCGAGGCGACCAAAUCAGCGGCGCCUCCGUCAUGACGAGCAGGAAACCACCUUUGGCGUUCAAGCGAAAUGAAGGAUUCUGAGAGGUGUUUGAAUAUGAUUGUACAUUACGCUGUCUACAUACGUCGGAGCGACGUUUCCAUCUACAGAUCUCCAGCAAACUCCAUUCAUCGUCUUCGUGAUUUGGUAUAUGGCGCAUAUCUGGAGAAACCAAAAACAUGUUACAA